Messenger RNA from Penicillium alfredii, 1449 nucleotides. RefSeq names its product ribose phosphate diphosphokinase subunit PRS1. The record is from RefSeq and is a predicted model, not a curated record. The transcript has 5 exons. Gene Ontology annotation, biological process: 5-phosphoribose 1-diphosphate biosynthetic process; purine nucleotide biosynthetic process; ribonucleoside monophosphate biosynthetic process. Gene Ontology annotation, molecular function: magnesium ion binding; ribose phosphate diphosphokinase activity. Gene Ontology annotation, cellular component: ribose phosphate diphosphokinase complex; cytoplasm. The coding region runs from base 1 to 1449 and encodes 482 amino acids. Lineage: Eukaryota; Fungi; Ascomycota; Eurotiomycetes; Eurotiales; Aspergillaceae.
AUGCGGGGUGUCCAGAUCUUCUCCGGGACUUCCCAUCCCGGUCUCGCAGAGACUAUCUGUGAACGGUUGGGCACUGUGCCCGCUAAAGCUGAUUUGGGGAAAUUCGCCAACGGCGAGACUAGCGUCAACAUUGGCGUCUCGGUGCGCAACCAGGAUGUCUACAUCGUUCAGAGUGGCAGUGAGAAGAUCAAUGACAGUGUGAUGGAGCUUCUGAUUAUGAUUUCGGCAUGCAAAGGUGGCUCGGCCAAGUCGAUCACUGCGGUCAUGCCAUACUUUCCAUAUUCGCGCCAGUCUAAGAAGAAGAGCCACCGCGGAGCGAUCACGGCGCGCAUGCUGGCCAAUCUCCUCUCGAUUGCCGGUGUGGACCAUGUCAUUACCAUGGAUUUGCACGCCUCCCAGAUGCAAGGCUUCUUUGGUAAGCCGGUGGACAACCUCUUCGCCGAGCCGUUCAUUGCACGGUGGAUCAUGAUGAACGUGUCCAGCUGGAAAGAUGCUGUGGUGGUGAGCAAGAAUGCCGGCGGUACCAAGCGAGUCACAUCGCUCGCCGAUACCCUGAAACUCAACUUUGGCAUUGUCACUACCGAUCGGCGUCGCCGCAAGAUUCCGGUCACCAUGUCCGAUAGUACAGUGUUCUUUGAUGCCGUCGAAGACGACACGCGCGUGCCCAAGGACCAGCAGCUCUUCGAGCUUCACCUGCACAGUGCCGAAGCGACACCUCCGAUCCCAGAGGAGCCUGAACCAGACACCGCACCGGCUCUCCUGCGUCCGGAGACUCCUCCCGCUGCCCGUCGUCCGUCAGAGCUGGAGGCUGCUCGCGAGUAUACGGACGUGCGAGUGCAGGAUGUGGUGACGGGGCGUCUAGUGCAAGGCCAGCUGGUCGAUGAUGACUAUGCCGAAGCGGCCGAAUCCCAGUCCGGUGGGACGACCCCGGAGGCAGGCCCGAUCACGGAAAACACCGAAGUGGUCCCGGACGCCAUGUUAAACUCUAUGAUUUCCAACUCCUCUUCAUUGCCGCCGGACCACGCAUUGGGUGGCUCUUUUGACGCAGUCGAGUCUGAUGACGAGGCCAGUGUAGUGGGGCCCGACCACGAGAAGACGAUCACGCUGGUGGGCGAGGUCCGCGGCCGCUCUGUAUUCAUCGUGGACGACAUGAUUGACAAGAGCGGAUCAUGGAUUGCGGCAGCCGAGACGGUGGUCAAGCGCGGCGGGGCUCGCAAGGUCUACUGUAUUGCUACUCACGGGCUUUUCAGUGAGGACUCGCUGGACCAGAUGGAAGCAUGUCCGUCGAUCGACCAUAUCGUUGUGACCAACACAUUCCCGAUCUCGCCGUCGAUGCUCCGACGGUCGAAGAAAUUGAUCGUCAUCGACGUCUCAACUCUACUGGCCGAGAGCAUCCGGCGGCAUCACUAUGGCGAAAGCGUCUCCGCCCUCUUCCACCUUAACGAUUGA